AUGACUACGGGCGGCGAUGGGGCCUCUGCGGCUCCUGCUGCGGAGUCCCCAGAGGCCCCUGCUGAACUCUCCCUGAGGCCUGAUGCUGGCCCCUUCUUGUGUCCAGAGAGCGUUUACUACUGCGAGCUAAUGCAGCGCAGCGCUGCGUGGAUCCUCCUAUUCAAGGGGGUGCGCUCAGCUGAGCAGGAAGCCCUGGAACUGGGCGCUGCCUGGAUGGGCGCAGUAAUUGAGCAAGUCGGACGACAGGCGCGCCUAUUUGCAACUCUAAGGGGCACAGCUGCUGCUAAUUACUGUGACAUCAAGCAGGCUCUACGUUUUGUGUGUCCGUCGGCAUACGCAUUGCUCUUCGCUGCCGCAGUUGACCCAGUGGCGCCAAGGCCCCCAAAACAGCUUCCCCUCAAGACUGGGGGUCCCGCUAUUGUAAGUUCAGAGGACUCCUGGCUAGUAUAUGAUCUGAUGGGACAAAACAGUAAGGAGCACGAUGGCCCUUCUCCACCGGACAAUGGACGCCAAAAGUUGCAGCAUCAAAGGAGGCCCCCCCAUGUGCCUGAUUACUUACCCCGUUACCCCCCGCCACACCUUUACCAGCGCACAGAGACCCCUUGGGCUCUCGAUCAGGACCCCCAAGUCGCAGACUUCAAGAGAAAGUACAGAAAAUUGGAGCUACAACUCCAACUACCGCAGCUCCAGCUACCCGAACCACUCCCCCAAAACACACAGGCUGUCAUGGCAGAACAGCAGGCAAAGCAACAGAAUGCCGCAGUCGGCUAUGCUCCAAGGAGACUGAGGAAGGCAGAACCAGGAAUAGGGGACAGGCCAGCACAAGAUUUGUAUUUAGGGUAA
Molecule: messenger RNA, 843 nt
Organism: Cyclospora cayetanensis
Lineage: Eukaryota; Apicomplexa; Conoidasida; Eucoccidiorida; Eimeriidae
Exons: 2
Coding region: 1-843 (280 amino acids)
Source: RefSeq, a predicted model, not a curated record